This is a messenger RNA of Rhodotorula toruloides NP11, 1332 nucleotides long. RefSeq names its product ribosome biogenesis protein Sqt1. The record is from RefSeq and is a predicted model, not a curated record. The transcript is spliced from 5 exons. Gene Ontology annotation, molecular function: protein binding. NCBI's taxonomy places the organism in Eukaryota, Fungi, Basidiomycota, Microbotryomycetes, Sporidiobolales, Sporidiobolaceae. The coding region runs from base 1 to 1332 and encodes 443 amino acids.
AUGUCCGACGAGAUUGUCCAGCCUGUGCCGCCCGCACCUGGCCACGAAGAUGAGGAAGGACCCGAGUUCUUGACGGAGGACGAUGUGCUCGAGGUCGAGGAGGUCGGCGGCGACGACCAGAUGGCGGUCGAGUCGGACGACGAUGACGACAUGCAGGGAGACGAGGACGCAGAUGGGCAGGGCACGAGCGGAGAGCGAGACGAUGCGAUGGACAUGCUCGACAACGGCCUCGACGACUCGGUCGCGGUCGCCCAGCUUCACCGCGCAGAGGAGGGCGCGGUCUUCUGCCUCGCCAUUCACCCUUUCGCUGCGACGCUCGCAGUCUCGGGCGGAGAGGACGACCAGGCGUACGUCUUCCGCACCGACACGGGCGCGCAGGUCGCGCAACUCUCGGGCCAUACCGAUUCCGUCACGAGCGUCGGGUGGAGCCACGACGGCGGCCUUGUGGCGACGGGUGGAAUGGACGGCAAGGUGCGCGUGUGGAAGGUGCGGAGACCCAGCAGCGACAUGCCUUGGGAGGAAGCGGGCUGGGAAUUCCUCAUCGGCUUGGAAGGUCCGGACGAGGUCAACUGGCUCGACUGGCACCCGAAGGGCAACGUCUUGCUCGCAGGAGGAGCGGACGGCACUGUCUGGCUGUGGAAUCUCCCAUCAGGCGAGACGAUGCACGUCCUCUCGGGCCACACCACUCCCGUCACUUGCGGCCGUUUCACGCCUGAUGGCAAGAAGAUCUUGACCGGAUCGGAGGACUCGACUUUGAUCCUGUGGGAUCCUCGAACCGGCCAGCCCGUCCACAAGCUGUCCCCCUCUGACGCCCGCUUCCGCCUCGAAGGCGGCAUCAACUGUCUCGCUAUCAACCCCGCCUCGACCGUCGCAGUCCUCGGCGGCGCCGAAGGCGGAUUGCGGGCGGUCAACCUGGUGCAGGGUAGCGUCUUGGCGCAGAUGGAGGGGCACGAGGAGGGCGCGAGUAUCGAGAUGGUCGCUUUCAACGAGAUUCCGACGAUUGGGGGCGCGAGCGGCGCGAGUGUGACUGUCAUUGUCAGCGUUGGGACGGACGGCAGGGUCUGUACCUGGGAGGCGAGCGGGUUCAGGCUGCGGAAUACGGGGACGCACGAGGACGCCGUCACCUCCCUCUCUUUCUCACCUCAUACUCCGACUUUCCUCACCGGCUCGGCAGACAAGACGCUCAAGCUGUGGGACUACCGUACCGGCUCGUGCUUGCGCACUCUCCUCGGCAACAAGGAUGUCGUCCACGCCGUCAGCGUCAGCAGGGAUGGCCGGGUCGCGGUUAGUGGCAGCGAGGACGGGAGCGUUAGGACGUUCAGGCUGGAUUGA